Messenger RNA from Darwinula stevensoni, 1305 nucleotides. Lineage: Eukaryota; Metazoa; Arthropoda; Ostracoda; Podocopida; Darwinulidae. The record is from the annotation of a GenBank genome assembly.
ACGGCGACGCAGACUGCUACUCCACUUGUGCUGGUGCGUCGAAUGCGAUCUUCCCUCGCCAUGUCCCGUUUCCUGGGACUCUGUCUUCUCUUCGCGGCGACCUGCCUCGGUGGGGCCCAAGGUCAAGACGUGAAUGUGGACGAAGUUGCUGAGAUCGGCUUCGUGAUCGGUAGAUAUCGCACUGAGAACACCUACGACCUCCGCGCUGUAGGGAAUGCAGUUGGCCUCAUUGGAGCUGAAAUAGAUGGGACUGAGUUGGUUAUAGUGGUAGUAGGGGAUCUUACCAGCACAUAUCCAGACCUCGAAGAAGGUGCACAGAAACGUCUCCGGAUCAAUGUCCGCGAUGGCGAUGAUAUGAUUCCAGAGUUUAACGCCGCUCCGUUUGCCUUCGAGGUGCCUGAGAUCUUUCCCGUCGGCUGGGACUUCGCAUCCGAAAACACUGUCAGCAUCAGUGAUGCCGACUUCGGUGAACAGUUCCAUACGAAUGAGAUCUCCAUCCAGCAACACUCAGACAUUUUCUAUGUGCAACCUUCAUCGUGCGUGAAGGAAUGCACGCUCAAAAUAAGCCUCCUCAAGCCAUUGGAUUAUGAGGAUAUGAAUGAAUAUCAAUUCGACAUCCUUGCCAAGGGACCCCUUCAAAGCGCGACGGCGCAGGUGACAGUGACCGUGCUGAACGAGAAAGACGAGCCGUUCAUUUUCGAGGAAGCAUUCUAUACAGUCCAACUAUGCCUCCUCUCCUCGAUGAACACGGCGUUGAACAGAUUGUCGAUGGCUUUGAGGCCCCGGAAAUCUUCCCAGACGAGUGAGAAGACUGUUCCACUCGUCUACGAGUGUCGUUCCAAGUCGUCGACCUGGACCAGGGCGGCCCUCGAUGAGAUCGCCUUGAGCUUUUUCACCAUCGACCACAACACCGGCGCGCUGAGUCUGACCGCGUCCCUCAACGAAUCCAUCACGAGCGACGUCUUCUUCCUCGUCAAGGCCGGGGCGGGGGUGAGAGAAGGUACGGCGGCCUUGACCGUGUACCUGCCGAAAGAGGAUCUCCCUGCACAGGAUGUGGAAUUCCAGUUUGAAUCCUACUCCUUCACGGUGAAACCACUAUUGGGCGGCGAAACCAUUGCAGAACUCAACAUCUCCUGCAGCCUCAUGUGCAGAGCUGACAAGGAUUUCUUUGAGUUUGUCAUGCCUGGGAAUCUGAUCGCGAAGAAUGGUCUGGCUGCCGGGAGGCAAUACGCCAUCACGCUCCGCGCCGAGAGUGCCGAUGACGUUGACAUUGCUCAGGUACGUCUCAGAUGGACUGAUAAGUAG